Messenger RNA from Mixia osmundae IAM 14324, 1911 nucleotides. RefSeq lists its product as uncharacterized. Gene Ontology annotation, molecular function: transcription coregulator activity; double-stranded DNA binding. The record is from RefSeq and is a predicted model, not a curated record. The coding region runs from base 211 to 1833 and encodes 540 amino acids. Gene Ontology annotation, biological process: regulation of transcription by RNA polymerase II. Gene Ontology annotation, cellular component: nucleus. The transcript is spliced from 7 exons. Lineage: Eukaryota; Fungi; Basidiomycota; Mixiomycetes; Mixiales; Mixiaceae.
UCGUCGCGCACUGAGCGGCAUCACCACCGACGCUCCCCAAGAAUCUCUGCAUUGUCAAGACCGGCCGACAGCAGCGUGUGAUCAGUGCAAAGACACUGCCAUCUGGGCUCGCGAUCCGAUAUCUGCAAGCGAUCAUCGCAAGAUAAGAUCACUGUCGACUCACUGCCAGCGAUCGACAGCGUGGUAAAUGGUGCCGUAGCAGACGACAGCAUGGUCACCAACGUGCCUUCUGGUCUGCCAAGUGAGUCGACUCCGGCCCAGACUGCAGAAAGCGUGACCGAGGCGCCGUCUGCUGCUCAGACUGCCGACUUGGCUGCUAUCAACCCGUCAGAGCCAGCCCUACCCCCGCCUGGCAAUGUUGAACAGGCUGCCGCCUCUAAAGAUGAGCUGCAAAAGGCUAUUGAUGAGCAAGGCACGGGCGCUCUACCCAGUUUUGCAUCAGCUCCUGCGCCUGUCGAGCCAGUCAUGUCUGUAAGCACUACAGAGGAGCAGCUAGCUGCGCCCGAGACGGCUGCUUCAGGAAUCGCCGGCUCAGCUGAAGGGAAGGAGACCGUUUCCGCCACAACAUCAGAGCUGCUAGGCCAGAUACAUACCGAGCCUGUAGCCGCCGUCAAUUCGAUCGACGAUGUUGCGCCCUCUACGUUCGCCGCAGAUCUCGUCAAAAGCGAGCCGGCACGAGCUGAGCCACAAAGUACUACGAGCUCCUCACCUGUUGCUGGAGGCUCAAAGCCCAACGUUGCGACCAAGCUGACCAAAGGCAAAGCAUCGGGCCCUGGAAGGAAGAAGGGUGCAGCAAAGGUCAAGGAGUUCGCCAAGCUCGACGAUCUCGUAACUGUCAAAAUAAAAGGCUACCCCGCCUGGCCGGGCAAGCUGCAGGUCGUGCAUCCGGACACAGCGAGCACGAGUGCACUUGCGGAGAAACCAAAAGGCGAUAAGCAUCUUCUCGUCAGAUUUUUCCCCACAGCCGAAUUUGCCUGGACGAAGCCACAAGAUGCUGCUAUAUUGACUCUGAACGCGAUCGAAAAGUACAUUGAAAGAAACGCCGGCAAGAAGGGAUCGCUUCUGGAAGGCUACAAGAUUGCACUGGACCCCACAGAAUGGGAAGAGAAGCAGGUUCAGCUUGCCGCCGCUCACCAAGCUUACCUCGACAGCUACCCACAAGCAGAGCAGUCAGAUGAGGAGGAGGAAGUUGAGGUAGAGGUCGAAGUGACGGACGAUGGGGAGGAUGAGGAUCUGAUGGACGAGGAUGAAGUGGAAGGCCACGAAAAGACAAAGAAGAAAAAGACCAUUCUGGUCACGCAAAAGAGAAAGAGACCGGAACCGUCCGGCAACAAGAUCAAGCUCUCACUUGGCAAGAAAUCCGAGCCGCCUGCCAAGAAGCAGAAGUUGUCCACCUCUUCCGAGCAAAGCAAAGAGAGCAAGAAGGAGAAGCUCAGCGAUCUUGCUGCCACUCCGCUCGGUGGUUCCAGCAAAAAGGGCAAAUCUGCUCAGAACGGACAUGCAACAAGCGCAAACGAGACGGAGGACGAAGCGUCUGCGCGACAAGUCUAUGGCUGGCGAGUCAAGCUUCAGCGUGGCUUCCUCGGCCAAACGCCAUUGCCCGCCUCUGAAACUGGCUCAAUGGCCGAGCUUUACACAACUAUCGAAAACUUCCAGAUGCGCGCAGAUUGGCUGGGCCCUUCGAAGCUGGUAAAAGUCCUCAAGACCAUCUGCAAGCCAGACACGAUCGUUACCGAUGACGAUAAGUAUCAGUUCCGCGCCCGUUCGGCGGCCUUAGUCCAGAAGUGGACGCGAGAGCUUCAACUCUCAUCAGCUCAGCCAAACUGCGCAUAAUCAUCACAAGCGAGAAGACGCGUAUGGCUAUGAACAGUAGGACCGAGCUGGCUCGAUGUAGCCUUUCAUGCUUGUACA